GCAUAUGAAAAGGAUAUAAGCGAGUGCAUGCGUGAGAGAGGGCGACAGCGGUUACGUAGUUCAAACAGUGACUCGAGAUUGGUUGAAAUCCCAGAUGAACACUCCUUAGCCAUCCAUGGAAGAGGUGUGCAUUUACCCCAAACUGCCCCAACGGUAGUUCAACCACCCUUAACUGGCGAGAAGUUAUACAGAUUCAGCACCCUUGAACUCCCAGACCUCCCAGUAGCGAUGACCGACACCAUGUUUGGCAGUGGCAAUGACCAGUGGAUCUGCCCCAAUGACAGACAGCUGGCUCUGAGGGCAAAGCUUCAGACUGGCUGGUCUGUGCACACAUACCAAACAGAGCGGCAGAGGAAGAGUCAGAGUCUUCAGAAGCAAGAACUGGACAUCAUUCUGAGUGUGAUCCGCAGAGCUGAACAACUUGAUCAGGUGGAGCAGCACAGGAUCGGACGUCUAGUGGAGCGGCUGGAGAACAUGUGCCGAAGCGCGGUGGGGAACGGCCUAUCCCAGUGCCUGCUGUGCGGGGAAGUGCUGGGGCUGCUGGGGGCUCCAUCCGUGCUGUGCCAGGAUUGCUCUAAGAAAGUGUGCACUAAGUGUGGCGUGGAGACCGUGUCCAGUCAGAGGAGACUCCAGUGGCUGUGCAAAAUCUGCAGUGAACGACGAGAGGUGUGGAAACGCUCGGGGGCCUGGUUCUACAAAGCCCUGCCGAAGCAUGUGCGGCCCAUGAAGGAGCGAGCCAUCGAGAGCAGGAUGUCAACGGAGGAGAGGAGCGACCCCAAGAUAGCCAGGAGUUUGCCAGUCAACUUUACCUACAAAUGGGCACAAAGCAAAGUGGUGUCCAGUGAGAGUGAGGACAGCGACUCAGAGGUCAGCGUUUGUAGUGGGGAGCCCAAGGCCUUCACUUCUGACUUCCAGCCACGGAGAGGAUCAGAGUCCAGCGGCGGCUCCAGCCUGGCUCCGGUCCAGCCUUCCAUCAGCCUCAGCCUUGCCGUCCUGUCCGAGAGCCACUCCAGCCUGGCUAGCGAGCACAGCAGCCUCCCACCGGCCCCCGAGGACGAGGACACCGACCACAGCCGCCUCUCCCACACACCCCCGGCCCUCAGCCGCACCGGCUCUCUGCGCUCCUCUGCCGCCAGCCAGCAGUCUGACGGGCCCGCCGCCGCCGCCGCCGGUGACCAGCCGCCAGGCGAUGAGGACCUGGACCGAGCCUUCGCCGGGGGUGCCACCGCGCCACCCGCCAGCAAGAGGGACGAGGAGCCGGAUGUAGAGGGCUACGACUCGGACGACUCCACUACUCUGGGUACACUGGACUUCAGUCUACUGUAUGACCAAGAGAACAACGCUCUCCACUGCACCAUCAACAAAGCCAAGCUUCCUAUCCCCCGGUACAGAAAGGGACUCAAACCAAUGGAUCACAAUGGGCUCUCGGAUCCCUAUGUAAAACUGCACCUGCUGCCUGGGGCUAGUAAGGCCAACAAGCUCCGGACCAAGACCCUUCGCAACACCCUCAACCCUGUUUGGAGUGAGACCUUGACCUACUACGGCAUUACUGAUGAGGACAUGGUCCGCAAAACACUCAGGAUUUCAGUGUGUGACGAGGACAAGUUCCGCCACAAUGAAUUCAUCGGAGAGACUCGGAUUCCCUUGAAGAAGCUGAAGCCCAACCAGACAAAGAACUUCUACAACUGCUUAGAGAAACAGCUGCCUAUUGAUAAAACAGAUGAUAAGUCCCUGGAGGAGAGAGGAAGGAUCAUGAUCUCGCUGAAGUACAGCUCUCAGAAGUCUGCCUUAGUGGUGGGGAUUGUGCGCUGUGCCCAUCUUGCUGCAAUGGAUGCUAAUGGCUUCUCAGACCCCUACGUUAAAACGUACUUGAAACCAGAUGAGAACAAAAAGUCAAAGCACAAGACUGCUGUCAAGAAGAAAACCCUUAAUCCCGAGUUCAAUGAGGAGUUCUUCUAUGACAUCAAAUAUGCUGACCUCACCAAAAAGACACUGGAAGUCACUGUCUGGGAUUAUGAUAUUGGGAAGUCAAAUGAUUUCAUAGGUGGAGUGUCGCUGGGUAUCAAUGCAAAUGGGGAGAGGCUGAAGCACUGGUUCGACUGUCUUAAAAACAAGGACAAGAAAAUUGAGCGCUGGCACACUCUAACCAAUGAACUUCCUGGUUCUGGAAUGAACGAUUGAAGACUCCUCAAACAUUGGCAUUCAUGGAGCAAAUGUCCCUCGUUGUGUUGAUGUGAGCCCAGUCUUGACAGACAUGAUUACUGGUUCAGAGGCUCCCAAAUUCAUCAUCUUGCUCUCUUCACAUUGUUUCUGUAUAGUCUGAUGUCAGGGCUCAGCAUAGGUCCACACAACCAUCAUGUCAUCAGAAAUACAUAGAGUACACCUUUUAACAGACAAGGCAUGAUGUCAGCAGCCCCCCAGCCCCAGCCCUCCCCUUCCCCCGCUCUCAACUGAUCAACUAUUAGAAUGGUUUACCUAACUUCAGAACUCUGCUCCAGUUCCAUCUGUUGUUUACACACGAUGUACAGUAGGCUACAGUUCAACACUCCUCCGUUGCUUGUUAGAAGUACGUUGGAUGUGGACUUGAGAAAGCUCUGUGAUUUUUGUAUGCCUCCGUGGUUUUGCACUGGUCAUGUUCCUUUCAGUCAGUCAGUUGUCAAAAAAAUUAAGUGAUCAAGAUUUAUUGGGUUCCGUUUGUUUUAUAUCUUUGAAAAAAAAAAUUGUGAAGUAUCUUGUUGCUUUAAUGUUUUUGGUUGUUUUUAAGGUAGAGUAGAAUGUAAGAACCCUGUCAAUAUACAAAAUAUAUUAAAUGAAUGUAAAUUAUUCACCACUUUUUCUAUGGUAUCUGAGUGUGCACCCAAGUGCUGUAUGUAACAGGGAACAGAGCACACAGACAUUCUAUGUGAAAAGCAGUGUCAGUGAAGGUAUACGUAUUACAGGUGAAGGUAUACACAGGUAUAUACAUUACAAUUUCUAAAUCACAAAAUUAAAUAUAUACCACAACAUAGCUAUGAGCUUGUCAUUAAAAAUGUUAGACACAAAGCCAUGCCCAGUGUAUGUAAAGGAAAGUGCACAUGAUCCAUAUGCCAUAUUUUACACGGCAUUGGCUUGGCAUGACCACCAUAACGUACACAAUCUUAAUGUGCCAAGGUCCCAAUGGAGAGCUCCUACUGGGUUUAAAAUUAUUUGUAGUUUGUUCAAAUUUGAACUGUUUAAGAAACAAUAAAUAGAGGAGAAGUGGACAGCCAUGACUGACAUACAUAUUCAUCAUGUAAGUAUUAUUUCUUCUGUUCUUUUGGUUUAUGUGAGUGUAGGCACUGUGUUUGUUGAUAGUAACAAAUAUCAUGUAUUAACUGUUCAUUUAUUCGUCAGCUUCUCUGUCACUAUUGUUAUAUUCCUAGAGUUUAGACUGCUUAGCCAUUUUAGCGUCCACAGUAGAUAUACAGUAGCUACACAAUACAUACAUGCUCUUGGGUUUUGGUUUCUCUUUUUUUGUAGUUGUUGUUCUAGUUAUAUUUUUACCUUAUCUGGUCAGGCUCCUAUCUCUUACACUAUCAAACAGCAUGGAUACUGAAUAGAAUGGUUAGGUAUGAGCUGCAUGGGCUGCUAAGCCAGAAUGGCAGCACCACAUUAUCGCCAGCCUUCAUUUUAAUUGCUUCGAGCACUGCAAAGCCCAAGCUGAGCUCCAGUCUGCAGGAUGUCUGUGAGCCUGCUCCAUACUACAGACCUUUCUGUCUCAAUGCAUAUUCAGUACAACAGCCACACCUGUGACACUUUUGUAAUCUAUUUGCCUUUGUACUCAAUCUCCAAAUUACAAAAUGCAUGCAAUGUUCAUGGUUUGUCAUAAAAUGGCUUAAUGUUUGAUACUGCUGGUUUUUCUGUGAAAAAAAAUCUGGAUGCUACAAAGAAUGUCAGUGUCUUUUCUUGGACAACGUUUUUGUACCUUUAAACGCUACUGCAUUGCCCGCCAGGCUGCUGUAUUAACCGGAGAUGUGACUGCAUGUGAAAAGUCUGUCUCCGUUUUGUUCCUUUUUUAACACUCAGGCAAUUGUUUGCAUAUUCUAGUGGUUCUCUGAUGAAAACAAAACAAACAAAUGUACUCUCAACUCACCUUACUCUUGCACCAAUUCUGGCUGAAUUAUUGUGCCUUUUCUUAUGUAAGUGUGAUUUUGCACCACUCACUUUACAAUAAUUCCUAGGACUAUACUAGCUUUUAAUAUGGAAAUUAUACGUUUGACAUAUUUCUAUUCCUGUCUCAAUAUUUGCCAUUCAGUGACACAUUACCAUUGUGUCACUGCACUGUGUGUUGGCGGCAUUGAUGGUAUAGGUGCAAGGCUGAAGUGAGGAGAAGACAGAUCCUGGUUUCUGGUAGAUGAUGGGAAGCAGUAAGUUGUCAGAUAAAUAUAUCAAGUCCUCUUGUAGCCUAUUUCAGCAUAGCAUAGACAUAUAAGCUACGUCAAUUUGAGUAAUGAACAUGUCUAUGGGCAUAUGGAUAUUCUCCAAGUACACAAAACUUGACAAAAUCUCACUAUCACAUAGGUAAUACACAAUAUGGCUGAACAAUCAGACAUGAAUCACAACAAAAGUGCUCUGUCAGAAAGCUGAAUCUGAUAUUUUCAUUAUAAUGACCUGUUCAGAGUAUUAUAUUUCUUUUUUGUGAAUGGUGUGCUAUUUGUUUCACAACAGAAACCUGUGUCUAAUAAAGUAGAGAACCAAUAUAAGGAG
Clupea harengus (Atlantic herring) is the source of this 4725-nucleotide messenger RNA. It is a transcript of the gene doc2b, whose product is annotated as double C2-like domains, beta. The record is from RefSeq and is a predicted model, not a curated record. Lineage: Eukaryota; Metazoa; Chordata; Actinopteri; Clupeiformes; Clupeidae. Gene Ontology annotation, molecular function: small GTPase binding. Gene Ontology annotation, cellular component: membrane; synapse. Gene Ontology annotation, biological process: intracellular protein transport; exocytosis; regulation of calcium ion-dependent exocytosis.